AUGAAGAGCGGUUUGGAUUAUCGAAAUAAACUAAUUCUGGCGCCGAUGGUGCGUGUUGGUACCCUACCAAUGCGCUUGCUUUCACUGGAGUAUGGUGCCGACUUAGUCUACACCGAGGAAAUCAUCGAUUGGAAGUUGUUGCGGGCUGAAAGACACACAAAUGAGGUGCUCGGAACGGUGGAUUAUAUCGAUACCACAGAUGGCACGGUUGUGUUUCGUACUUGUCCGGUUGAACGUGAGCGAGUGAUUCUACAGAUUGGCACAGCUUCCGUGGAACGGGCUGUUGCUGUAGGAAAACUGGUGCAGCAGGAUGUGGCUGCCAUCGACGUGAACAUGGGUUGCCCAAAGGAUUUUUCGAUCAAAGGCGGCAUGGGAGUUGCGCUACUGUACGAUCUACCCCGGGCGAAGGCCAUCCUUGAAGCUCUAGUCCAGGCCGUGACUAUUCCUGUGACUUGCAAAAUCCGUGUCAUGCCCGAUCCCGACGAAACGGUACAGCUAGCCCGGGAGUUGCAAUCAACCGGUAUCAGUGCGAUCGGUGUUCACGGGCGCACGAAAACGGAACGACCACGUGAUCCAGUUAAUGAAGAUGCAAUUGCUCGGGUGGCCACUGCGCUGCACAUUCCGGUCAUUGCGAAUGGUGGUUCACAAAGCAUUACACGCCGCCACGAUGUGAUUAAAUUCACGCAACGUUGCUCCACUACUAGCGCUAUGGUGGCACGGGCCGCCGAGUGGAACUGUUCCGUUUUCCGGCCAGAUGGUCCGCUUCCGCUAGACGAUGUCAUCCGUCGGUACCUCGAGCUGUCCGUGCGUUACGACAACUCACCAUCGAACACCAAGUACUGCGUGCAGAUGAUGCUGCGCAGUUUGCAGGAAACGCCAAUCGGUAGAAGGCUACUGGACAGCCAAACUAUGCAGCAAAUCUGUGACAUCUGGGAUAUGGGCGAGUACUGUCGGGAGACACAGCUACGCUAUCAUUACGCCGGAAUCAAAGGAAGACGCGCCUGCCGACCCCGUACACUCUCGGUUAGCGACGAAACGGGGAAGGAUGGCAGUGAGCCAGCCGCGAGCAAGAAACAAUGCAUCGAAGAAGUCGAACCCUCGGAACCGUUGAUCGAGGAGAACAUUUGCUUCAUACGGUCGAACUUCACAGACGAUAAGGAACUACCAAAAUCGAAGCUGUACCUACACGCCAUUCGUGGGGGGUUACCUCGAGCACAGUACGAGGUAGAACAGAAAGACAAGCUGUUUCGGGCGAUUAUCCGGUUCGAUGGACAACGGUACACUAGCUCGUUCUGGGAGAAGAACAAACGUUAUGCCGAGCAAGCAGCAGCCUUGGUUUGUUUGCUCACUCGAGGCGUGGAAUCGCGAGACGAGCUGAUCCGGAACGGGGCCAUGCUUCCCGCCAAAAAACCAACUGAUGGUGAAAGUUGUUUAGAAAGCUCGAUAGCCGAAAGCAUUAGCGUGCAGCACACGAUGAUUUCGGCCUCAAAUCUCGACUUCAAAGAAGAAGGGAAAAGUUGUUAGCAAAAUCAAUACCGAACGUCUAUCUCGAAUGAGCAAUAAAACCUCCGAACACGCCAACGGGU
Molecule: messenger RNA, 1586 nt
Organism: Anopheles nili
Lineage: Eukaryota; Metazoa; Arthropoda; Insecta; Diptera; Culicidae
Gene: Dus2
Product: tRNA-dihydrouridine(20) synthase [NAD(P)+]-like
Exons: 6
Coding region: 1-1524 (507 amino acids)
Biological process (GO): tRNA dihydrouridine synthesis
Cellular component (GO): cytoplasm
Molecular function (GO): tRNA dihydrouridine synthase activity; tRNA binding
Source: RefSeq, a predicted model, not a curated record